Messenger RNA from Thecamonas trahens ATCC 50062, 1744 nucleotides. RefSeq names its product STE/STE11 protein kinase. Gene Ontology annotation, molecular function: ATP binding; protein kinase activity. NCBI's taxonomy places the organism in Eukaryota, Apusomonadida, Apusomonadidae. Bases 1 to 1671 code for a protein of 556 amino acids. The transcript is spliced from 2 exons. Gene Ontology annotation, biological process: protein phosphorylation; phosphorelay signal transduction system. The record is from RefSeq and is a predicted model, not a curated record.
AUGGGCGGGCGGCAGUGGUGGGAGAAAGAGAAGGAGAAGAAGAAGCGGAAGCAUAAGAAGAGCAAGCACCAUGGCGAGAAGGAGAAGAGCAAGCACAAGUCCAAGUCGAAGCGCAAGGCCAAGGACGACGAGACCAAGGAGACGGGCGGGGUCGAGGCAGCCGCCGCGGCAGGCGCGUCGGGCUCUGCAGGCCUCACGGCGGUGUCCAAGGUCCGGUGGCGGAAGGGCAACUUGCUGGGCCAGGGCGCGUUCUGUUCGGUCUAUCUCGGGUUGCAUCUCGAUACGGGCGAGCUGAUGGCGGUGAAGGAGAUUCUCAUUUCAGAGCACAAGUCGCGGGUGAACAACGUGAUCAAGGAGGUGCGGCUGCUGUCCAAGCUCGACCAUCCGCACGUGGUCAAGUAUCUGGGGACGGACUUUCAGGACAACGUGCUGUUUGUGUUUAUGGAGUAUGUGCCCGGCGGGUCCGUCGAGUCAAUGCUCUCCAAGUUUGGCCCGUUCCCGGAGGACCUGACGAAGGUGUACGCGCGGCAGAUCCUCACGGGGCUCGCGUACCUGCACUCGUGCAACAUUCUGCACCGCGACAUCAAGGGCGCCAACGUGCUUGUCUCGAACGACGGCAUUGUCAAGCUCUCGGACUUUGGCGCUUCCAAGGAGAUCGAAGAGCUGACGCAGGGCGAGAACAUGUCGGGCACCGUGACGGGCACCCCGCUGUGGAUGGCGCCCGAGGUGGUGCUGGAAAAGGGCUACGGCAUGAAGUCGGAUAUCUACUCGUUCGGCGCAACAGUGCUGGAGAUGCUCUCGGGCAAGCCGCCCAACCCGCACCUCAAGAACUUUGCGGCGUUGGUGAGGCACUGGGACCGCGAGACGCCCGUCGCCAUCCCCACCAACAUCUCGCCUGCCGCGCAAGACUUUCUCUCGCGCUGCCUCAUGAUCAACCCGGACGAGCGCCCCUCAGUCCACGAGCUGCUCGAGCACGAGUUUGUCCGCGACGUCGACGAUGUCGGCACAGUCCCGCUGCCGUCGGCCGGGCCGGUGUUGGCCGAACCCGCGACGCCGUCUUCGGCGCCCAGCUCGGCCCACGGCUCCAAGGCCGUCACGCCCGUCACCUCUGGCUCUGGCACGGGCUCGGGCACAGACUCUGGCUCUGGCUCUGGCUCUGGCUCUGGCUCUGGCGAGGCCCGCGGAGCGCCAGAGUCGACCGCGGCGCCGACUUCGGCGUCGGCGUCGGCAUCGGGCCCGUCCAUCGCCGACUGGGGCCGCGCUGUCUUCCGCGUCCUUGUCGCCGACGCCAACGAAGCGUCACUGGCCGCCACCUCGGACGCGUUCGAGUCGUUUGGCGCCACCGUGGUCCGGGCUCUCGCCCCGCCCGACGCCUCGGCCGCUCUUGCCACCGGCGCCGCCUUUGAUCUCUUCUGCAUCGACGAAAAGUUCCCGGCCAUGGGCGAUCACGCCUUUGUCCACUCUAUCUCGGGCCUUGGCCUCGCCCUCACUGUCCGCUGCAACCCGGCGCUCAAGGGUGUCAAGCUCAUCUUCACUUCGGCCGACGUCAAUGGCUUCAACCUGCCCAAGACGCUCAAGGCUGUUCUCCAGAUGGAUGCCCUCAUCUCCAAGCCCAUCGAAGCGUCGACUCUGUUUGACACGGUCGCCGCUCUUGUCGGCCCGGCAUCCUAGUCCCCCCGCGGCUCUCCACCGAACAAAAUUGUCUCGCGUGAUUGUGUGGGCUGGCGGGAGGGGGAGGGGAGGG